Messenger RNA from Merops nubicus (carmine bee-eater), 1104 nucleotides. It is a transcript of the gene CDK5RAP1, whose product is annotated as CDK5 regulatory subunit associated protein 1. Gene Ontology annotation, biological process: negative regulation of cyclin-dependent protein serine/threonine kinase activity; tRNA modification. NCBI's taxonomy places the organism in Eukaryota, Metazoa, Chordata, Aves, Coraciiformes, Meropidae. The transcript has 9 exons. Gene Ontology annotation, molecular function: 4 iron, 4 sulfur cluster binding; tRNA-2-methylthio-N(6)-dimethylallyladenosine(37) synthase activity. Gene Ontology annotation, cellular component: cytosol; mitochondrion. The annotation marks the transcript as partial. The record is from RefSeq and is a predicted model, not a curated record.
GCCGAGUCCGGCCAGCGAGCUGCCAACGUCCUGCUCUCGCUGGACGAGACCUACGCAGACAUCCUGCCCGUGCAGACCAGCGCUGGGGGCACGACGGCCUUCGUAUCCAUCAUGAGGGGCUGUGACAACAUGUGUAGCUACUGCAUCGUGCCCUUCACCCGGGGCCGGGAGAGGAGCCGGCCCCUGGCCUCCAUCCUGCAGGAGGUGCGGAUGCUCUCGGACCAGGGAGUGAAAGAAGUGACCCUUUUGGGUCAGAACGUCAACAGCUUUCGAGACAUGUCUGAGGUGCAGUUUCAGUCAGCAGCAGCCCCUGUCCUCAGCCGUGGCUUCAGCACAGUCUACAAAGCCAAGCCAGGAGGCCUGCGCUUCGCACAUCUUCUAGACCAGGUGUCCAGAAUUGAUCCAGAAAUGAGGAUCCGUUUCACCUCUCCACACCCCAAGGAUUUUCCUGACGAGGUCCUGCAGCUUAUCCAGGAGCGACACAACAUCUGCAAGCAGCUGCACCUCCCGGCCCAGAGCGGGAGCAGCCGGGUGCUGGAGGCCAUGCGGCGGGGGUACACCAGAGAGGCCUACCUGGAGCUCGUGCAGCACGUGCGCGAGACCAUCCCGGGAGUGAGCUUAAGCAGCGAUUUCAUUGCUGGCUUCUGUGGAGAGACAGAAGAAGAUCACCAGCAGACCGUGUCCCUGCUGCGGGAAGUCCGCUACAACGUCGGCUUCCUCUUUGCCUACAGCAUGAGGCAGAAAACCCGGGCCUACCACCGGCUGCGGGACGACGUCCCGGCGGGCACCAAGCGGAGGCGGCUGCAGGAGCUCGUCGCCGUCUUCCGGGAGGAGGCGGCCAGGGCCAACGCUGCCAUGGUGGGCCAGGCUCAGCUGGUGCUGGUGGAGGGGCCCAGCCGGCGCUCGCCCGCGGAGCUCUGCGGCAGGAACGAUGCCAACAUCAGGGUGAUCUUCCCCGACACGCAGCUGGAGGGGGCUGCGGGGCCCGCCCGGGCCCGGCCCGGAGACUACGUGCUGGUGAAGGUGACCUCUGCCAGCUCUCAGACCCUGAAGGGAGUUCUGCUGGCUCGCAGCAGCCUCGCCCGCCCCGCCGCUCCUCCCUGA